This is a messenger RNA of Eremothecium gossypii ATCC 10895, 1152 nucleotides long. RefSeq names its product AFR350Wp. The transcript has a single exon. The record is from RefSeq and is marked provisional. The coding region runs from base 1 to 1152 and encodes 383 amino acids. NCBI's taxonomy places the organism in Eukaryota, Fungi, Ascomycota, Saccharomycetes, Saccharomycetales, Saccharomycetaceae.
AUGAGAUUAACUGCUAUACUAUGGCUAGUCCCUAUCGUGACCAGCAUUAUAGCGUUCCCUGCAAAACAAUCAAAUACUGCGACCGAUGCCAUGAUUAAUGAUGCAGUUUGGGAUGAAAUGAUACGCUGGCAGUCUGUAUGGCUUGCAAGUGAGGACUUCCAUUCAAUGGGAAUCGACAACGAACUAUUAUCCCAGGUGAACGGCUUUCUUCGGUUCUCCGAAUCGUUCCUCAAGAAGGCGUACAAAGAAAAACAAUUAGAACCACUACACUUGUUUAAUACAAAGGAUAAGAUUAGAUAUAAGUUUAAAAAUAAUGUCAACAGGUGGACCGAAAAGUUGCUUGAUUUGAUGGCGAUCAGACGUAGCAUAGGAGAACAAGAGAGAGACAAGACUUUAAACGCGCAUGGUCUAAUUGACGACCUUCAUAAACUUCGGAGUAUUGUCGCAUCAUACAUUGAACAAAGUAAUGAAGUUCCGGUAGUUACUCUUCUCAGAAUAGUAGGUGCCAACAUCGAACAUCAAUUGGCGGAACUUCAAAAGGCGCUAGAGGAUUUAGAAGAAAAUGGCGAAGAGCAAGGUCCGGGCUUGCACAGUCUAGCUCUCCAAUCUGAGGGCGUGGUUCGCAUAGCCGAGCUGUUGAUUGAGACUGUGGAUGAAAUUAAAGCCACGAGUGUGGAUGCCUUCCUUCAAAAGAACAUCGGGGAUGUCGACACUUACCUAGGCGCACUCAAUGACGUCAAAUAUAUGGACUCCAUGGCCAUCAUCGGAGAAGUACAGAAAAGCCAAGAUGCACUCGACGACUACUCGCUAAAUGAGUUUUUUUUAAGGAACGUUAGACAUCUCCAUAAGUUCAAGAAGGUCUUUGGCUGGUUUAACAACACCACCAUCGUGCCGACCGAUUUUUACGCCAAACACAGCAAUAGACGCAUGGCGCUUCUAACUGUGAAACUAAUUAGCUACCUUGCUUAUCAGACAAUUGGUGGCACCAUGUACUGUCUUCUAGAAUUGGCUGUCCCGAAGUCAAACUCUGCAUGGGAUAACUGUGGCAAUUUCCACUCUGCCCAACUAAGGAAAGAGUGGAUCUUGCUCUCACUUAUUUUGACGCGUAUCACGUCCAACCCCCUCAAGCACCACCGCACUGGCAGCGUCUAG